AUGGACGAAAAAGACGAGUGCACACACUCCACCAUCGAGGAUAUCAAGUCCGCUUCCUUCCCGCCAGAUGAACUCGAUCGCGCAGCGGAGAGACGGCUCCUAUGGAAAUGCGACUUGCACGUUGUCCCCAUUCUCACUGUCCUGUUCAUGUUUGCCUUUCUCGACCGCAUCAACAUCGGGAAUGCCCGGUUGAUGGGGCUGGAGAGGGACCUGGGGAUGACCGGGCAUGAGUACAACAUCGCCCUAUUUGUGUUUUUCAUUCCGUAUAUUCUCUUCGAGCUCUUCUGUGCGGUUGCCGAGGUGGUGAGCGAUGCUGACAGUGCCCCAGGGAUUCUGACUGUCUGUCAAGGCGUUACGAAGAGUUUUCAAGGAUUGGUGGUGUGUCGGGUCCUCAUUGGGGUGUUCGAGGCGGGUUUCAUGCCUGGAUCCGUCUACCUGAUCAAUAUGUACUAUCGUCGUCAUGAGCUCCAAUGGCGACUCAACGUCUUCUUCAGUGCGAGUAUCUGUGCUGGCGCAAUUAGCGGGCUACUCGCUUACGCCAUCAACAACAUGGACGGUGUCGCCGGGUACAGUGGCUGGCGCUGGAUCUUCAUCCUCGAGGGUCUCGCCACCAUUGUCGUCGCGGUCAUCGCUAAGUUCAUCGUCGUCGAUUGGCCCGAGACCGCCAGGUUCCUGACCGAGGACGAGCGAGCGCUGCUCCUCCGCCGUCUAGCAGAAGACCAAGGUGAAGCGAGGAUGGACCGUCUGGAUAAGAAGUCAUUGCGACGUGCCUUUUCAGAUCCAAAGAUCUACCUGGGACCACUUAUGUACUUUGGCAUUGUCAAUACCGGCUACGCGGUCUCCUUCUUUACCCCCACCAUCCUCAACCAGCUAGGAUGGACCGCCGUCCGAGCCCAGGUCAUGAGUAUCCCCAUCUACUGCGUCGCCACGGUCAUCGCCCUCUCCGCCGCCUAUGCCAGCGAUCGACUUCGCCACCGAUACCUGUUCACAUUGGCAGGCUGUCUCGUUGCAACCGUGGGCUAUGUGAUACUGCUCUGCCAGGCAUCCGUGCCCGUCGGGGCGCGCUACUUUGCCGUCUUCGCCAUCACAGGCGGCGGGUACCUGACGCAACCGAUCCUCAUGGGCUGGCUAAGUAACAACAUGGCGGGUCAUUACAAGCAGUCCAUUGCGUCGGCAAUGCAGAUUGGAUUUGGCAAUUGUGGAGGGCUGGUGGCCAGUAACAUCUUCUUCAAGGAGGAGGCUCCGCGAUAUACUACCGGGUACGGGGUGAGUCUGGGGAUGACCUGGAUUUGCGGAGCGGCGUGCGCCUUGUUCCUGACUUACUUGGCGAGGGAGAAUAGGUUAAGGGAUGCAGGUAGAAGGGACUGGAGGCUGGAACUGCCCCGGGACGAAUUGGAGAAUCUGGGCGAUGACCAUCCUGCCUUUCGAUUUACUUAUUAA
Molecule: messenger RNA, 1440 nt
Organism: Aspergillus fischeri NRRL 181
Lineage: Eukaryota; Fungi; Ascomycota; Eurotiomycetes; Eurotiales; Aspergillaceae
Product: putative MFS transporter
Exons: 5
Coding region: 1-1440 (479 amino acids)
Biological process (GO): transmembrane transport
Cellular component (GO): membrane
Molecular function (GO): transmembrane transporter activity
Source: RefSeq, a predicted model, not a curated record